Acyrthosiphon pisum (pea aphid) is the source of this 2208-nucleotide messenger RNA. RefSeq names its product nuclear pore complex protein Nup75 (gene Nup75). NCBI's taxonomy places the organism in Eukaryota, Metazoa, Arthropoda, Insecta, Hemiptera, Aphididae. The record is from RefSeq and is a predicted model, not a curated record. Bases 127 to 2097 code for a protein of 656 amino acids. The transcript has 11 exons. Gene Ontology annotation, molecular function: structural constituent of nuclear pore. Gene Ontology annotation, biological process: positive regulation of DNA-templated transcription; protein import into nucleus; mRNA export from nucleus. Gene Ontology annotation, cellular component: nuclear pore outer ring.
UACAACCGUGGACCGGACUACCGCAGACGCCGUGCGCUGGGGCAGUACCGCCGAAGAAUUAGAUGAUAACGGAUUUUAUGUUUAUAAAUUAUUAUUAUUUUUCGUGCACACACAAAAACUCUAAAUAUGAGUAAAACUAUAGUUUAUGAUACUUUGUCCAUCCCCGAUCCAUCAUUUAUUGAUGAUGAAGUUAGGAUGUUUGGUUCAUGGUUUGGAAUGAGUAAUAUUUGUAUAUUUCCAACCAAAAUGUCUGGACCAUUCAACAAUCAAAACUCAUCCGGUGAUGAUAAAACUGAGAGGAACAUCAUACAUCUGAAACAUAAAACAAUGCUAUUUGAUCCUAAAGUAAGACAACUGGUAAAUGAGUCAAGCGGAGUGUUCCAAGAAUUACAAACCAACGUGGAUGACCCAACCAAGGCAACUGAUGCUUUGUACUAUAGUAGAAAAUACAGGGCAAUAUUGUCGACUUGUAUAUUAGCAAUUGAUCGAAAUAACUUGGACAAAUCAAAUGAGACAUAUAACCAAUACAAAAUGUUGCUGCACAAUCUUCAACUCAUAUGGCAUCUGUGUGAAGUUCUUUACCUUGUGACCGUUCCUGGUGAUACUAUUUUAAACAAUCUUUUAGAUUGGAUUAAAAUUCAUUAUGAAAAUGCUGAAAACCAAGCAUCAGUAAUUACAGAAAAUAAAAUUGUUUAUUUAACUGAUGAACACGUAGAAGAGAAGUUUACUUUUUAUUGGGAUACUGUUAUUGGACUAGUAUUACAAGGAAAUAUUGACACGGCCAGAAUGUUAUUGUCCAACCACUCUCAAAGUGACACUGAACCAUUUAUUCAUGCAAUAAAAAUAUUUAAAUCUAUGCCUACCUAUAGUAUAUAUGGUGGCCUGCCAAUUGCAGAAUAUACAUCUAGAUUCAAGGGCUGGCAAUCAAGUGCAAAAUCCAAAUUAGAAUGUGGUAUAUUCUUAUCAGAUUCAAAUCUCAAUGAUGUUAUGAAGAUUAUUUGCGGAGACCCGGAUUCUACGAGUUUGAUCCGCAGUCACUGUUCAACAUGGUUUCAAUUUCUUGUCGCUCAACUUAUAUAUACAGAUCCAACUGUAAAAAAACACAGCUUAAGCUUAUAUGCUCAUCGUAGCGUUGCUAAAUAUUAUGAAGAAUCUGAGUAUAAUCAUAUGGAUACACUUGCUUUAGAUUUGUUUGAUGGAGAUCUAGAAGGGUUUGUAAAAAAAUUGAAAUCUUAUCCUGAUUCUGGAUGGUCAUCUACUCAUUUGACUAAUUUGUUACAUCUGUGUGAUAAAAUUGAACCAGAGUUUGAAAUGUCUGAAGUAGUAGAAAAUACAAAUCCAAAUGAACAGUAUCUCCUUGAUUAUGGAACAUUUCUCAUGACGCAUCACUCAUUGUGGCAAGCUGGUGUCACUUACUUAGAUUACUGUUCAGCUGUAGGUAAAGAACAUCUAUCAAUGUUGUUGUCAAAGUUAGAAAUAACAUCAGAUUUGAGAGUGUCAAAAAUUUUACAUUAUGCAACGGCAAGGCGCUUACAUAAUGUUGUUUCUAGUGUUUGUAAAGUGAAAGGAAUGCUAAGCUUACAAAAAUCAAGAAUUGGUGAAGCUCUGUGUUGGGCAAUAAGAGGGCAAGACAGCGCUUUUGCCACACAUUUAGGUGAUCUAUAUUUGAAAGAAUAUGUUAAAGGUGGAUCCUUUGCUUGUCCAGAUAUACUGGACAAUUUAGGAUCAAUUGUUGUCACCUGUGAUCGUUUUAUGUUUAUUGGAAAGUAUAUACAAUUUCUUAAACUUGCUAUGGGUAAUAAACUCAACGAGGCCGCAUUAUUGUACAUAGAACUCUUAAGAUCUAAUAUUUGUCCAAAUUAUUUUAGACUAACGUUAUUAAUGGAUGUUCUAAUGUUCAUCGAAAACAGUAAUGAGUGUUACUUUAAUAUCGCUGACAUGUCUCUAAUUACGAUGCGCUUGGAUGAUGCUAUUACAGAAUGGAAUGAAGAUAAUGAAUCUGACAAUCAGUAUUUAUUAAGCAAAGUGUUUAAUAUUCGUCAAGGUAUUGUUAAACUAGUGUCUAUCAGUUUAAUAAGAAAAAAAAUGACUGUGUAAAAAAAUACAUUAGUAUUAAGAUUUUUAUUUAAGUAUUUAGUAUCUUUUUAAUUUCAAUAAUUAAUAAAAAUAUAUAAGACAUGUGAAAAUAAAUCAGUUUUGUUUACUCAA